AUGGAGAGUAGUAACAAGCAGGCUCCGGCUCUGGAACUUGAGAGCCACCAGCAAUCACCACCGAUGCCGAGCCCACUUAAAAAGGUAAUACUGGUGGCAUCUAUUGCGGCUGGUGUCCAAUUCGGGUGGGCCCUACAGCUCUCCCUCCUGACUCCAUACGUCCAGCUCCUCGGCAUCCCCCACACCUGGUCCUCCUUCAUCUGGCUUUGCGGCCCCAUCUCCGGCAUGAUUGUCCAGCCCGUCGUCGGCUACUACAGCGACCGAUGCACCUCCCGUUUCGGCCGCAGACGACCCUUCAUCGCCGCAGGAGUUGGCCUCGUCGCCAUCGCCGUCGUUCUCAUCGGCUACGCCGCCGACUUCGGCCACCUCUUCGGCGACUCCUACACUAAAUCCCCAAAAACGGGCGCCGUAGCCAUCUUCGUCAUUGGAUUCUGGAUCCUCGACUGCGCCAAUAACACUCUCCAAGGCCCCUGCCGUGCCUUUCUAGCCGACCUCAGCGCCGGCAGCCAAAGCAAAACCCGAAUGGCCAACUCCUUAUUUUCCUUUUUCAUGGCAGUCGGCAAUGUCCUAGGCUACUCCGCCGGGGCCUAUACUAACCUUCACCGCAUAUUCCCUUUCACACGAACCCAUGCAUGUGAUCUCUACUGUGCAAAUCUCAAAAGCUGUUUUUUUCUCUCCAUUAUAUUAUUACUAUUCCUAACAAUACUAGCUCUGUGUCUGGUACGUGAACCCUUACCGGAACCGGUAAAUGCCGUUGAAGUGAAGGAGGAGGGCGACGGGAAGGUCCGUCGGUUACCAUUUUUCGGGGAAAUAUUCGGUGCGGUGAAGGAGUUGCGUAGGCCAAUGUGGAUUCUACUGCUGGUGACGUGUCUUAAUUGGAUUGCUUGGUUUCCGUUCUUGUUGUUCGACACUGAUUGGAUGGGGAAGGAGGUGUACGGAGGGAAGGUUGGCCAGAAGAUUUACGAUCGUGGUGUGCGUGCGGGUGCAUUAGGGCUGAUGCUGAACGCGAUAGUGUUGGGGGUCACGUCCCUCUUGGUGGAGUUCUUGGCGCGUAAGCUUGGUGGCGCAAAGCGCUUGUGGGGUGGUGUCAACUUUUUGUUGGCCAUCGGCUUGGCGUUGACGGUGUUGGUCACCAAAUUGGCUGAGUCUUCGAGGCGUUACCCGCCCGGUGGUGGAAACGAACCUCUGUCGCCCCCUACCGGUAUUAAGAACGGUGCAUUAGGUAUAUUUGCGUUAUUGGGCAUUCCUCAAGCGAUAACUUUCAGCAUUCCCUUUGCUAUGGCGUCCAUAUUUUGUAACACUGCUGGAGCAGGACAAGGUCUUUCUCUUGGAGUUCUGAAUCUUGCAAUAGUUAUACCUCAAAUGUUCGUAUCAGUAGUUAGUGGACCGUGGGAUGCUAUCUUUGGUGGCGGUAACCUACCCGCAUUUGUCGCGGGAGCCGUUGCAGCGGCUGUGAGCGGCGUGUUGGCAUUGACCUUGCUCCCAUCUCCGACUCCAAAUGAAAAAAUGUCAAUAGUUGCUUCAUUUCAUUGAAGCAAAUAUCUUAUGUACGAGCUAAUUAACUCUUCUUUGUUUUUAUCUUCUCUUUUUUUUUUUUUAAAACUGUAUUGUUGGGGUUUUUCACUUUUUUGGAUUUCUAUUUGAGACCAGAAGAAUGGCCGACUUGGCUAUGUAACGGUAUUUGUUUAAUGUUGUGUUUUUAUAUUAUUAAUUAAUUGUAAUGUGAAAUAGCUUUUGUGCUUUUGCAUA
Cornus florida is the source of this 1749-nucleotide messenger RNA. Its product is annotated as sucrose transport protein SUC2-like. Gene Ontology annotation, biological process: sucrose transport; transmembrane transport. Gene Ontology annotation, molecular function: sucrose:proton symporter activity. The transcript is spliced from 4 exons. Gene Ontology annotation, cellular component: plasma membrane; vacuole. Lineage: Eukaryota; Viridiplantae; Streptophyta; Magnoliopsida; Cornales; Cornaceae. The record is from RefSeq and is a predicted model, not a curated record. The coding region runs from base 1 to 1533 and encodes 510 amino acids.